UGAUCUAAUGAAGUUACUGCACGAUCUUCCAUCUCCCAACAAUGAAACCGUUGAAUAAAAAAAAAGCCAAUUUUCCUCCACCCCUUAACCACUCACCAAAAAAUCCCCUCUCUCUCUCUAACCUCAGAGAGAGUACAAGAAAAGGAAGGAGGAAAAAAAGGGAGGUAGCUACGAACUCUCUUUCACCAAACACACACCAGUAAUGGAGUCUAUCAGAAAAACCCUCGAAGAAGAAAACCCGCAUUGCUGAAAUUACUGCAAUGGGUAAGGCGGAGGACGAGCAGUCUCAGCCGAGUACACCACUUGAUGCUCGGGGUACAACCCCAGCUGCAGGGAGCAGCAAUGGCUGCUGCUUAGGCUGCACUAGGCUGCGGAAGUCGGUGACCUUUAGAUGCGUCUUUGUUUUGUUGCUCGGCGUAGCAGUGUUGCUGUCGGCCGUUUUUUGGCUGCCAUUUUUUCGGUUCAGAGAUCGUCAAGAUCCGGAUCUGGAUUAUGCAGGUUACGAUAUAGUGGCGAGUUUUAUGCUGAGCAAGCCAGCAUCUUUUCUCCAAGAUCAUGUCUUGCGACUCGAGGGUGACAUUUUUGAUGAGAUGAGCUUCCCCUCAGUUAAAGUAGAAAUAAUAUCCGCGAAACCAUCAGCUGAACCAAACAGAACAAGAGUUGUGUUUGCAGUCGAAUCAGAUUUGACAAGCCAAAGUUUAAUCAGAGACUCCUUCAUGUAUCUAAUUUCGCGCCAAUCAGUUCUUCAUUUGACGGCAUCUUUGUUUGGGGAUCCAUUCUCCUUUGAGGUGCUCAAAUUUAGAGGAGGCAUCACUGCUAGUCCCGAACAGAAAGCGUUCCUCAUGCAAAGUGGGCAGAUCCUUUUCAACUUCACCCUAAACUUCUGCAUCGAUCAAAUCCUAAACAAUUUCGAUGAACUUAGGAGCCAACUGAGGAUGGGCUUAGAUCUGGCUCCAUAUGAGAAUUUGUAUAUAAGCCUGACCAACUUUAAGGGUUCAACAAUCGAUCCUCCAACAACAGUGGAGUCGAAAGUUCUCUUGGCAGUGGGUAUUAACUUCUCAAAAUCAAGAAUAAAGCAGCUGGCUCAAACUAUAACCAGAUCUCAUUCCAAGAAUCUUGGUCUGAAUAACACUGUGUUCGGACGGGUGAAGCAGGUUCGUCUUUCAUCUAUUCUGCAGCACUCACUUGGUAGUGAAGGCAGUGGUCCAUCUCCAUCACCAUCUCCUGCUCCAUCUCCGUUGCCGCGCUCCCAUCUUCACCACCACCCCCACCACCAUCACCCCUACAGUCCUAUGGCCAGUCCUGCUCCUCACAUUCCACCUUCACCAUCAACAGGACACCAUAAAUCAGCAACUGGGAGAGGACCGCCUGCGUUUACACCCGUGCCUGCACCAGCACCAGCACCAGUACCAGUAAAAAAUAAAGCAGCACCACCUCCAGCUUGUCAUUUUGGCAAUGGUAAUAAGUUCCCUUGGAAGCACAAUAAACACCCUCGCUCGGCUCCUUCUUCUGCGCCAGGCUAUGCACCAAAUGCAGCUCCGUCACAACCAAGACAUACAGACUCCCCACCUCCGAAAUUGUCUCUGGCUCCAGCGCCAAGUCCACGUCACGUAGCGUAUAUUCACAGCCACCCCCCAUCGAAGAGUGAAGUUCGUGCAAGGCCAUUGGACAUAAUGGUUUCACCCUCACCAUCUCCAUCCUCUACAGGUAUCACCGGCUCGAGUGUACAGGCUCUACUGCUGCUUGCAUUAGUGAUGUUUCUUCUUCCGUAGCUGCAGGAGAAUGAGAAGCAUAAGUUUAAGGCUGGGGUCGCGAUGGGCUUAAGAUUUGCUUGUGCAAGGAAUUUUGGUGGCGUGAGUGAGGCCAUGGCUCAAGACGGAGUGCAGAUAAGUUGUGCUGUGGUUUGUAAAUAUUUUGAUUGAAAAUUCGAGCGGCCAAACCCAUCUAAGGUCAAAGUCACAGAGGUGACAGGCCGGUGAUGAAAUGCGCUGCCGCCGAUUUGUGUAUGAAUAUCUCUUCUGCUUAAGUUUAAGGAGGGAAAUUUCCACAAAUGUAAAAACAUCACCCCUUUUUUUUUGGUUUCUUUAAAUAUUUUACUUAUAUAUCAUAAUUCAUAAUCCAAGAUCCUAAUGGUCCA
Messenger RNA from Salvia miltiorrhiza (redroot sage), 2137 nucleotides. RefSeq lists its product as uncharacterized. The transcript is spliced from 5 exons. The record is from RefSeq and is a predicted model, not a curated record. NCBI's taxonomy places the organism in Eukaryota, Viridiplantae, Streptophyta, Magnoliopsida, Lamiales, Lamiaceae. Bases 261 to 1772 code for a protein of 503 amino acids.